GGUGACACCUGUCAGAGAAAAGGGCGGUUGUGGUCGCACAGUUGUGAUGGCUGAAGGGGAGGUGGCCAAGUUGCAGCGUCACCUGUCUCUGCUGCGGGAAGAGUACGUGAAGCUACAGGCCCGCCAUGCCGAGGUGGAGCGCAAGUACAACGUGGCCGUGGCGGCCUCGGGCAACGCAGACGCGGACAGCUUUGUGUCCCGGCUGCUCAAGACGGUCGCCAACCUUUUCGACCAGGAGCUCUACAGUGACCUGACAGUUCAGCUAGACGGACGGACCGUCCGUGCCCACCGGUUCGUCCUGUCCUGUCGCAGCCAGACCUGGGGGGUGGGCAACCUGGCUGAUGUGGACACUCUAGACUUCACAGACAUCCGGCCAGACGUGGGUCUUGUGCUGCUCCGAUGGGUGUACACGGACCAGAUGGAACUGGGGCUGGAAGACACCUUCCUUCUGAACCUCAUGAAGACAGCCAAGAGGUUUUCCCUUGAAAGCCUUAUGAACAGGUGCGAAGAGGCCCUGAUGUCUUCGGUGAAUGUGAAGAACUGUGUGCGCUACUAUCAGAUGGCAGACGAGAUAGGCGCCCGGAACUUGCAGCAUCACUGUUCGGAGCUCAUAUCCAACCAUUGGAAUGACUUUGGGAGUGACGACUUUGCACAUAUGAGUGCCCCGCUACUGUACAGCAUGUUCAAGGCCAAGACGCGCUACCCGCUCCACACGGCCAUCCGUACCAAGCGGGAGGACGUUGUCUUCCUUUACCUGAUAGAGUUUGAUUCCCAGCUUCCGGGCAAGCUGAACGAGUUGGACGACGGGGGCAGCCUUCCCCUGGACCUAGCGCUGUCCACGCGACAGGAGAGCAUUGCCCGCACCCUGCUCAACCACAAGGCGGAUGUGAACGCCACAGACUACAAGGGUCACACGUUGCUGCACAAGGCCAUUGAGAGAGGGGACGAGUUCUCCGCUCUGUUUUUGGUGGAGCACAAGGCGUCGGUGGAUUUGGCGGUUCCCCUGGAGAAGGAGACGGCCCUGCACAUGGUGGCCGGCUUCAAGGCCUCCCAGGGCACGCCCCAAGGAAUGGACAGGGUUGCCAGCAGCCUGCUCCAGCACGGUGCUGAUGUCAACGCACAGGACGGCAACGGAAACACCCCUCUGCACCGAAGCAUAGAGGCUCAAAACGUGGACGUGUUCCACCUUCUCCUGGAGAGCAAGGGUGUGAACCUGGAGCUGAGAAACAACGACCAGCAGACCCCGCUCGGCUUUGCGCUGCACGCCCCUCCAGGGCCGUACGGCGAGGACAGCUUCGCCGCCCGGCUGGCCGACCGGGGUGCCAGUCUCGACGCCGUGAACAAGAUUACGGGAGACACUCAGCUCCACCUAGUGGCUCGGGCCGGCAACGAAGACGGUGGAAUCUUCCUGGCCAACCGCGGAGCCCAAACUAAUCACAGCAAUAACAAGGGAGAGGGAGCUCUGCACGUGGCCUGUCAGGCUGGACUGGCGAAGCUGGUCCGCACCCUGCUGGACCGGGGCGCUGAUCCCAACAGACAGACCCUGGGUUCUGCGGCGGACGACGAGGAGGCACGCUACCUGCAGACGCCCCUCCACCUCGCCGUGCUCCACAAGCAUGGCGGUGCAGUCCGCAGCAUCCUAGAGUACAAAGCAUUUGCGCAGCAGUCCCCGGCCAACCCGUCCCUGCCCAACCUGAACCUGAAGAACUCGAGGGACGAGACUGCCUUGAGCCUGGCCCUGGAGCUGGGCCUGCACGACGUGGCCCGGGAGCUGCUGAAUGCGGGAGCCAGCCUGGACGUGGCAGACGCCGAAGGGCUUUCUCUGCUCCACCGGGCCAUCCUGCACCAGGAUACCUCGGGCGCUCUCUUCCUGCUCGACCAGGGGGCAGACUUUAACCUGUGCACCCGCGACGGGGAGACGCCCUUGCAGCUGGCCAUCCGCAGGCACUUGCCGGCCGUGGUGAAGGCCCUGUGCGAGCGUGGUGCGGACAUGAGCGUCGAGGAGGGCAACUGCCGCAGCGCACUCUGGCUCGCUCUCGAAGGCGGUCAGGAGGACGUCGCCUCUGUGCUGGUCCAGUACGGCUGCGACACUGACUGCUGGUCGGAAGGACCUGGUGGCUGCUCCCAGACGCUGCUGCACAGGGCCAUCGACGAGAACAACGACUCGGUUGCCCAGUUCCUCAUACGCAGCGGAUGCGACUUGAACAGUCCCCGGCGGCCGGGCCCCCACGGGGAAGGGGACGAGGAGGCGUACGACGGACAGACGCCCCUGCACCUCUCCUGCGCCUGGAGUCUCGAGUCCGUGGUGCAGACCCUCAUCGAGCACAACGCGAAUGUCAAUGCCCAGGACUCCGAGGGAAAGACCCCCCUACACGUGGCCAUCACCAACCAGAAUUCGGUGAUAAUCUCGCUGCUGCUGGGACACCCCUCCAUGAACCUGAGCCUGAGGGACAAGCAGGGGCUGACCCCCUUUGCGGUGGCCAUGACCACACGCAACAACCGGGCUGCAGAAACCAUCAUUGCCAGGGAGCCCACUGCGGCCGAACAGUACGACAACAGGGGCCGCAACUUCCUGCACGUGGCCAUCCAGAAGAGCGACAUUGAGAGCGUGCUCUUCCUGCUCAGCAUCCACGUGAACAUCCACUCACGCACUCAGGACUCCUCCCAGCUGACUCCCCUACACCUGGCCGUCGAGGCAGGCUCCGAGAUCAUUGUCCGUAAUCUGAUCCUGGCUGGGGCCAAUGUGAACGACCUCACGCUGCAGAAGCAGACUGCAUUGCACCUGGCAGCAGCCAAGGACCACAGUGCCAUCUGCUCUGUGCUGCUGGAGAACCACGUCGGUUUUGAUCUGGUCGACGGUAACAUCAACAACGCACUUCAUGUUGCGUGCCAGAAGGGACACCUUGCCACCUGCAGGGUAUUGCUGACUGAGUGCAGCAUCAAUGCUGAAGCUGUCAACAUGAGGGGCCAGAAUCCGCUGCAUGUGCUGUGCCAGCAUGGGAAGGAGAAUGCAGCAGCCAUCUUCGAACUCUUCCUGGAGUGCAUGCCGCAGUACCCCAUCAACAAGCCAGAUGUCGAGGGGAACUCCCCGCUGCUGCUGGCCUACAUGAAUGGCAACGGCAACCUGUGCCGCUCGUUGGUGCGGGCGGGGUCCUGCCUGGGCAGCUGCAACCAGGCUGGCGUCAACAUCUUCAACUACCAGGUGGCAACCAAGCAGCUGCUGGUGCGGCUCCUCGACUUCCUGCCGAAGGAGCCACCGUGGACGGACGGAGACAUCUGCCUCGAGUGUGGAAACAAGUUUGGCAUCAAGACCAGGAAGCACCACUGCCGCCACUGUGGGCGCAUCCUGUGCGCCAAGUGCUCGGAGAAGGACAUUCCGAUUCUCAAGUUCGGCCUGAACAAGCCCGUGCGGGUGUGUGGCAUCUGCUUCGACGUGCUCACCCUGGGAGCGGUCUCCACCUGACGGUUGUCACACGGCACCGACCACCAGAUUCUAACCACCGUGGCGGCGGCCGGCAAGACUCGGCGAUGGUUCCGCUAGACUGCCACCAUUUUUCGACCACGCAUUGUAAUUAGCGUCACUUGUACAGAGAGAGAAGUGUGCUAGUAGUCGAGGGCAGCCCCCGUCGCCUAUUUAUACCUCUUAUUAUGCACUGUCGUCCUUUUUCAUAAACCUUUCUGUACAGUUUAAAGAGGGGGAAAAUCUCUAGCAAUUAGAUUUGUGUGUAAGGGAGAGAUGAUUAAUAAUAAAGCAGAUUUGUAAAGAGGAAA
This is a messenger RNA of Ixodes scapularis (black-legged tick), 3771 nucleotides long. Its product is annotated as rabankyrin-5. The record is from RefSeq and is a predicted model, not a curated record. Lineage: Eukaryota; Metazoa; Arthropoda; Arachnida; Ixodida; Ixodidae. Gene Ontology annotation, cellular component: cytoplasm. Gene Ontology annotation, molecular function: protein binding; metal ion binding. The coding region runs from base 47 to 3463 and encodes 1138 amino acids. The transcript has 23 exons.